GCUGGCUGCCACUUCUAAUAUAGAUUGCCUGUUAACCCAGAACUUCAGGCAGACAAGCUGCUAUGAGAAUGCGAUGGCGCAAGCCAUGUCAAUAAGCCUCGCUUUGCUGAGUGGCAAAAGCUGUUCGGUUGAGCUCGAGCCGGGACUCUCCAUUCAAGAGCUGCGAGAAAUUGCACAACAACGCCUCAACGCUCGGAUCAGCCAACUGAUCACUGCAGAUGGCAGGGUCUUGAAAGAGGAGAGCUACGUUGGCGACUCAAAGAUUGAAAGCGGUGAUGUCGUGACUGCAAUCCUGCGACAGGCAGCCAUCGUGUCCAACGGCUCUUGCAACUGGAGAUCGGCUACCGUUGUGAGACACACUGAUGGUUCAGUCACUGCAUGGGGCAAUUUUGCCUGCGGUGGUGACAUCAUUGGUGUCCAAGACCAGCUGCACGACGUCCAACGGGUUGUUGCGACCUAUGCGGCCUUUGCUGCGUUGCGUGGAGAUGGCAGCACCGUCGCUUGGGGCGAAGCGGAAUCUGGUGGGGACAGCAGCGAGGUACAGGAGCAGCUGGUUGAUGUAUCAAGCAUACGAGCCUCUGGCUACGCCUUUGCUGCCUUGCGCCGCGACGGCAAAGUUGUGACUUGGGGCGCUCCUGACUACGGAGGUGACAGCAGCAAUGUGCAAAGCCAGUUGGCGAAGGUUACUGAGAUCCAUGCCACACAUGGUGCUUUCGCUGCAAAAUGCGAUGAUGGGCGUGUCGUUGUUUGGGGCAAAGCCAACUAUGGCGGCGACUCCAGUGCUGUGGCCAACCAGCUGACUCAUGUUCAGAGGAUUUGUGCUGGUUUCUUUGCAUUGACCGCUGUACGGGAAGACGGCCAGGUGAUCACUUGGGGCAACGCAGACAUGGAAGCAAAUUGUCCCAGAGUUCAGAAGCUCGGUCAUGAUGUGGUCGAUAUCCAAGCAUCUCAUGCCGCCUUUUGUGCACUUCUGGCAGACGGUCGAGCUGUUACCUGGGGAGAUGAAAAAUAUGGUGGCAACUGCCCACUGGCGCUGACAGACUUACGGAGCAUCACUGCAAAUGCCUAUGCCUUUGCGGCUGUGACGAAAGCCGGACGCGUGAUCGCUUGGGGCAACCCAUUCUGUGGUGGUGACAGCAGCCUUGUGGCAGAAGAACUGUACGAUGUGGUUGAGAUUCAAGCGGCACACUAUGCCUUCGCAGCGCUUUUGGCUGAUGGAGGUGUGGUAGCAUGGGGCGACGUGGAGGCUGGAGGCAGCUGUGGAGACGUGGAGCUGCGAGACAUUCAGGAGCUGUGUGCAUCAGCGCAGGCGUUUUGUGCUUUAAGCUCUGACGGCUUUGUCAUUACUUGGGGACGUAGGGAUUUUGGUGGAGACAGCGCCUGGGCAAAGACUUCACAUGUUGCUUGAUUGAGUUUGGGAUGACUUCAGACUUGGUGGUUGGCCAGAAUUGAGCAGUCACGUGUUGCUCGACUUGCUUUUUCCGUUUUGCACAAGGUAGCAGUGUGCAGGAGCACCUCCAGGACGCGAAACUAUUUGAGAGAUUGAGCACCUACGGUUAAUGGAUCAAAGACACCUUCACUGGCAUACUGUUUGUUGAAUGUCAGAGUUCGCCGUGUUGCCGUCAUCACGGCAAAAGUCGCCACAAAGUUGAUGCCAAAGUCCCCAAGGACAUCUCGCACAUCAGCUCAUCAGAGAACGCCUUUAUGGCAAUCAAGUCCGACGGGAGCGUUAUCACGUGGGGUGGCGAAGAAAUGAGCCGCACUCCUUGGGCGGGCAAUGAAGAUGGCUUUCUAGGAAGCUCCAAUGAUGAGUUCUUCGAUGAGGACUCUUCAACGUCAUUCAGCGACGAAUCAUAGAAGGCCCCUUGAUUCUGCACAGCUUUCUAUCCACCCACCUUUUGGAGAUGCGUGCAGCUCCUCAAGUCGCUUUGAUCAGUAAAGUUCUCUUACGAAGGCAGUAAAGUUCUCUUGCGAAUUGCAGCAUGUACAAAGAUACUGCAGCAUGUACAAAGUUUAUUGAGGGUUCACACCUUUGCACAGUUGAUGAGCCAAAAGCUCAGCA
Molecule: messenger RNA, 2062 nt
Organism: Durusdinium trenchii
Lineage: Eukaryota; Dinophyceae; Suessiales; Symbiodiniaceae
Source: the annotation of a GenBank genome assembly